ACAAGUUCGAACCCCGACUCGAGGUGGGAUCACCUGCGCUUCUCAAGCAGGAGGUCGGAAAGCUCCGAGUCGCCAGGAACGCAGCAUUAGGACCAGCAUGCACCACGCGGAGCGGUGAUAACGCGACUACACGAAGAACAAAGACUGUCGCAAACUGUCCAGCUGAGAGAAGACAUGGACCCGAUCCAGGUCAAACAGGAGGACCAGACCCGGGUCAAAGAGGAGCAACAGGACCCGGGCUUCAUGGACCAGACCCGGGUCAAAGAGGAGCAACAGGACCCGGGCUUCAUGGACCAGACCCGGGUCAAAGAGGAGCAACAGGACCCGGGCUUCAUGGACCAGACCCGGGUCAAAGAGGAGCAACAGGACCCGGGCUUCAUGGACCAGACCCGGGCCAAAGAGGAGCAACAGGACCCGGGCUUCAUGGACCAGACCCGGGUCAAAGAGGAGCAACAGGACCCGGGCUUCAUGGACCAGACCCGGGCCAAAGAGGAGCAACAGGACCCGGGCUUCAUGGACCAGACCCGGGCCAAAGAGGAGCAACAGGGCCCGGGCUUCAUGGACCAGACCCGGGCCAAAGAGGAGCAACAGGACCCGGGCUUCAUGGACCAGACCCGGGCCAAAGAGGAGCAACAGGACCCGGGCUUCAUGGACCAGACCCGGGCCAAAGAGGAGCAACAGGACCCGGGCUUCAUGGACCAGACCCGGGUCAAAGAGGAGGACCUGACCCGGGUCAAAGAGGAGCAACAGGACCCGGGCUUCAUGGACCAGACCUGGGUCAAAGAGGAGGACCAGGACCCGAGCUUCAUGGACCAGACCCAGGUCAAAGAGGAGGACCAGGACCCGGGCUUCAUGGACCAGACCCGGGUCAAAGAGGAGGACCAGGACCCUGGCUUCAUGGACCAGACCCGGGUCAAAGAGCAGCACCAGGACCCGGGCUUCAUGGCCCAGACGUGGGUCAAAGAGCAAGACCAGACCCGGAUCAAAGAGCAGCACCAGGACCCGGUCUCCAUGGCCCAGACCCGGGACAAAGACGAGGACCCGGAUCGGGCCGCUGGUCUUCAGAAACGUAGACGCACCAGCCACCGGAGCAUCAAGCAGAAGAAAGCGUUCAGCUGUGACGAAUGUGGCAACACGUUCACGACUGCAGCGAAUCUAAGGAUCCAUCGACACGUCCACGGCCAGAAGAAGAGGUUCAGCUGUGACCACUGUGGGAAGAGGUUCACCACCUCCAGCAGUUUGCAGAUUCACCAGCACAUCCACACUGGAGACAAGCCGCACGCCUGCGACCAGUGUGGGAAGAGCUUCUCUCGCGCUUAUCGACUCAAACGACACCAGCACAUCCACACUGGGGAGAAACCACACAACUGUGACCAGUGUGGGAAGUCGUUCAUCGAGCUCAGCUACCUGAAGGAGCACCAGCUCAGCCACAGUGGAGAGAGAGCGUUCAGCUGUGACCAGUGUGGGGCGGCCUUCAGCACCUCGCGCUACCUGAAGCUCCACCAACGCUACCACGCCGGAGAGAAGCCGUUCAUCUGCGACCUGUGUGGGAACGCCUACCCUCAGAUGAGCAGUUUGACCAACCACCGCCGCGUGCACACCGGAGAGAAGCCGUACGCCUGUAACCAGUGCGGCGCUCUGUUCGCUCGGCUGGGAACGCUGAAGAGUCACCGGCGGGUUCACGCUGCGGAGAAUCACCACGACUGACGAGUGGGAACGUUUACAGCAACUGAACAAUCUGAAAACACGUGUUCACACAUCAUGAGACAUCUCAUCUUCACAAUCAGGAACUGGAACAGAUUGAAUCAACAACUAGAACCUUCACGUUUCAGUGAAGAACCCGAAGAUUCUCCUGCUUUUAUUUAGGAGCUUGUGAACUCUUGUUUUGAAAUAGAUGAACUUUUCAGAUUGUCAAUGUUAGAAUAUAUUUUUAAUAAAAACUUUAUUCAGUAAAAUUUCAAAUAAUUCACUGUCUUUAUUUUUGAUCAUUUAUGGGUAAACAUAAAUAAAUAUAAUUACGUUUUACAAGUGUAAUUAUAAACAGCGACGUCAGUGAGAGUGGAGCUUAUUGGUCCUUCAGUGAGUCUGCUGCCUCCUGCUGGCAGCUGCUUGUCACUGCGUCCUCUGUCACAGCUCAGACUGUUCCUAAUGAAGUGAUCAAUAAAUCAAACUGUGUAAACACAGCUUAUUGAUCAAUAACAAAGUUCCAGCUCAGAUGUAUUAUGAUAAUUGAGUCAGUUUUUUUCCUGAUUACAUAUUCAGAUGUAUCUUCUCAAGUCGGAGGAAAGUUCAGAGAAGUUGUUGCUGUUGAAACGGUGUCUGUAUCAGCAGGCUUUUAUUUUGAAAUAGAUAUGGCAAACAACUGAUCAAUCAUUUGAUCAAUAUUCUACGAUUUUUGUAAAUAAUUGUACUAAUAUAACCUUUAUAUACUCUU
This is a messenger RNA of Platichthys flesus (European flounder), 2434 nucleotides long. RefSeq names its product zinc finger protein 2-like. Gene Ontology annotation, cellular component: nucleus. The transcript is spliced from 2 exons. The coding region runs from base 175 to 1707 and encodes 510 amino acids. NCBI's taxonomy places the organism in Eukaryota, Metazoa, Chordata, Actinopteri, Pleuronectiformes, Pleuronectidae. The record is from RefSeq and is a predicted model, not a curated record.